This is a messenger RNA of Oryza sativa Japonica Group (Japanese rice), 1572 nucleotides long. Its product is annotated as protein MKS1. The record is from RefSeq and is a predicted model, not a curated record. Gene Ontology annotation, cellular component: nucleus. NCBI's taxonomy places the organism in Eukaryota, Viridiplantae, Streptophyta, Magnoliopsida, Poales, Poaceae.
GGGAAAAAUUCAAGCAACAAUUAAUAAUUUCAGUUUGCACCUCUCUCUCUAUAUAUUUACCAACGGGGCCGGCUAGACAGUUUACUUUCAGGCAGGCAGGCAGCAGCAGCUAUUACUAUCGAGCUGAAAACGAGUUCAGUACAGCUGCGGGCAUCGCCGGCCGGCCGGCCGGCUGCUCCCCUUCAACCAACCAAAAAAACUUAGGCUUAGGUCGUCAUGGAGCAGCAGUUGUCCUCGCCGUCGGCGUCGCAGCGUGGCGGCGGGAGGGAGCUGCAGGGUCCACGGCCGGCGCCGCUCAAGGUCCGCAAGGAGUCUCACAAGAUCAGGAAGCAGGAGCCGGUGCAGCAGCUCCGGCAGCCGGUCAUCAUCUACACCAUGUCGCCCAAGGUCGUCCACGCCAACGCCGCCGACUUCAUGUCCGUCGUGCAGCGCCUCACCGGCGCCCCGCCCACCGCACCGCCGCAGCCGCAGCCGCACCACCCCACGCUCUUGGCGCAGAUGCCGCCGCAGCCGUCGUUCCCUUUCCACCUCCAACAGCAAGAUGCUUGGCCCCAGCAGCAGCACUCGCCCGCCGCCAUCGAGCAAGCGGCAGCACGGAGCUCCGGCGCCGAUCUGCCACCGUUGCCGAGCAUCCUGUCGCCGGUGCCGGGGACAGUACUGCCAGCUAUCCCGGCGAGCUUCUUCUCCCCGCCGUCGUUGAUCAGCCCCGUGCCAUUUCUUGGUGCAACGACUACUUCUUCUGCUGCGCCGUCGACGUCGCCGUCUCCAAUGGGCGGCAGCGCCUACUAUUGGGAUCUCUUCAACAUGCAGCAGCAGCAGCACUACCACCACCAAAAUUAAUUAAUUUCAUCCAUCAAUUCAGAUAUAUAAUUUGCACGGAUAUGGCGCGGUCAUCAUCACAAUAUUGGCAUCCAUUUAAUUAGUUCCUAAGCUAGUUAGGGUUUACCAUAUUUUUUUUAGAUAUAUGACGUCAUAGUCAUACAGGAGAAAAUCCACUGUCAGAUGAUAGAGUACAUUGGGAUUAAUUAUUGAUAGAUAGUCGAUGCUAAUUACCUCGUUAGCUAGCUAGCUUAAUUAGUUAGAGUGCACAACUGUAACUAACUCUAGCUAGCUGCAAGGAAGCUUCAUCGUAUCGAUCGCCAGCACCUACUAAUUGAUUUUCUCCGAUGUACUUGCUGUAAUUUUUCACUCUUGUAGGCACCCCACUUAAUUUGGAGGUGAUAAUAUACCUAGAUGCCACAGUGUAUAAUGUAAUAUUCACUUCAUUCAUUUUUUAUAUAAACUACAGGUAUGUUAACCAGUUGUGCCCUCUUGUAUUAUAUAUGCUCUUGAUUCUACCGUACGUACCACACCAUGCACGCAUUGCGGUCAGUUCAGAGAGAAAAAAAAAAUCAGAAUUGCUAACCUACUGCCGACAUAAAUUGCACCCCUAAAUCUUGCAGAUUUUGAGCCACUGGAUGAGCUUCGAGAUUCAUGCUCCAGGCCUUCUACUCCAACUCCAGUGACCUCCUCUUCUUUUCCAGCGCCGACGACACCUAGACUCCGGCAGAGGACUCUACGGGUUAAGGUCUC